AUCCCGCCGCCCCGCCGGGCCCUCUCCCCCGCCCGGGGACGGGGCCGCCGCCGCCGCUGCCGCCAUGCUGAGCCGGCUAGGGGCGCUGCUGCAGGAGGCCGUGGGCGCGCGGGAGCCCAGCAUAGACUUGUUAGAAGCCUUUGUGGAGCACUGGAAAGGCAUCACUCACUACUACAUUGAAACCACAGAUGAAAACACUCCAGCCAAGAAAACAGACAUUCCCUGGAGGCUGAAACAGAUGCUGGAUAUCCUGGUCUAUGAAGAAAAGCAACAGGCAGCAGCUGGAGAGGCAGGGCCCUGCCUUGAAUAUCUGCUACAACACAAGAUCCUGGAAACCCUGUGCACCCUGGGGAAGGCUGAGUACCCCCCAGGUAUGCGCCAGCAGGUGUUCCUGUUCUUCAGCAGAGUCCUAGCCCAAGUACAACACCCUCUUCUACAUUACCUCAACGUCCACCGGCCUGUGCAGAAACUCCUCCAGCUUGGUGGGUCUGCUGCUGGAUCUCCCACAGAAAAGGAGGAGGUACACUUCACCACCGUUCUUUGCACCAAGAUCCAGCAGGAUCCAGACCUGCUCACUUAUAUCCUAGAGGGCAAAAAAGGUGUGGGGAAGAAGGAUACAUCUAGCCAACAGGACAAGAGCUCUCCCCCUGAAGAGUCCUCCAGCAGGGUCCUCAGAGUUGAUGGGGAAUCCUGGGGGGCCCAGGCUACUGGUACCCAUUUGCCAGGAGGAACUGAAGAACCUGACAGUGGGCUUGGGGAGAACAAUCUACUCACCUCCUUGAUUGGGUUGUGCAAAAGCAAGAAGAGUCGAGUGGCCCUGAAGGCCCAGGAGAACCUGCUGCUCCUGGUAGGUGUUGCCCCCCACGCAGCAGCCACCUACUUGGUACAAAGGAGCCCUCUGUGCUCUGCAAUGGCAGAACACCUUUGCCAGCUGUAUCAGGCCAUGCCCAGCUUCCUUGACCCUGCUGACAUCGUCACCCUAGAGGGCAUCAGCUGGAGGUUGCCUUGUGCCCCUUCAGAUGAGGCCUCCUUCCCAGGCAGAGAAGCUUUAGCCGCAUUCUUGGGCUGGUUUGAUUAUUGUGACCACCUCAUCAGGGAGGCACACGAGAUUGUUGCAGGUGCCCUGGCAAAGGCUGUGACCGAGAAGCUGUUUGUUGCAACUCUACAACCCCAACUCUUGCAUGUAGCAGAGCAGAGAAUCCUGACCUCCACAGCCCUACUGACAGCCUUGCUGCACCAGCUCUGCUCCCCAGCCCUGCUGCAGGAAACUGUGGAUUUUUUCAUGGGCACAGAGCAGCAGCCUGAAGUUCCUGAGGACAGUCCCCAUUCUUUGUGCUCUCACCUCAUUGGACACUGUGACCACCUCUCUGACGAGAUCAGCAUAGCCACCCUGCGGCUGUUUGAGGAGCUGCUGCAGAAGCCCAACGAGCAGAUCAUCCGCAGGCUGCUCCUUCGGAACCUGGAGGGCCGCACAUAUGUGGCCCGGGGCUUGCCUGAACCAGAAAGCUAUGAGGAUACCCUAGACUUGGAAGAGGACCCUUACUUCACAGAUGGCUUCCCAAGCUCUGGCUUCCAGUCCACCUCCAGGCUUCCAGCUCCCACCCCCCACCUGGAUGGCAAGACGGCCGUGACGGAGAUUGUCAACAGCUUCCUCUGCCUAGUCCCAGAAGAAGCCAAGACUUCAGCCUUUCUGGAAGAGACUGGUUACGACACCUAUGUCCACGAUGCUUAUGGAUUGUUCCAGGAAUGCUGUUCCCGGGUUGCCCCAUGGGGUUGGCCUUUGACUCCUACUCCCCUGGAUCUCCAUGAGCCUGAGACUCCAUUCUUUGAGGGUCGUUUCCUCCAAGUGCUUUUCAAUCGGAUGUCACGGAUCUUGGAUCAGCCAUACAGUCUGAAUCUGCAAGUGACUUCCGUCCUGUCCCGCCUAGCCCUAUUCCCUCACCCCCAUAUCCAUGAAUACCUCCUGGACCCCUACAUCAGCCUGGCCCCUGGCUGCAGGAGUCUCUUCUCUGUGCUUGUGAGGGUAAUUGGAGACUUGAUGCAGAGAAUCCAGCGGGUGCCCCAGUUCUCAGGCAAGCUUCUCCUGGUUCGGAAGCAGUUGACUGGGCAGGUUCCUGGAGAGCAAAUGGACCAUCAGACCCUCCUGCAGGGGGUGGUAGUGCUCGAGGAGUUCUGCAAGGAGCUGGCCGCUAUUGCCUUUGUUAAAUUCCCCCCAAACAGUCCUCACCUGAACCUGCCUUCACCCCCACAAGGACAUGUCUGAGCCAGAACCAUGGGGGAUGGGGGACUCCGCGUCUACACCUUGGCCUCAAGGCAGCCUCUUCCCCUGGCAUGCCCAGCACUGUUCUCCCUGGAGUGGGGAGAGGGGCCUGACUGUCUCUUCAGCCUCCAGCAAUGGCGCCUGCUUUUCCAAGGCCAGUGGGACUCAGCUCCUGGCUUCUUCCACAUCUUCCAAGGCGGGGCUCCGAAAGGCUGCCAGGGAAGCCGGAGAGGAGGCUACGGCUGCUUCCUGGACAAACACCGUUCAGAGAGAGAGAAUGGGGCGGACGCCCAGCACUUAUCGAUCUUUGAUUUUUGUACCCACUACCUCUCUUAAGGGACUGGCAGAAGAGAGCAGUCGGCUCUUCAGUCUGGGGGGUGGAACCUACUUCCAUCCUAAGCAUCAAAGAGCUGCUGAGACUCAGACCCCAUCCGCCUACCCAAGCUUGACCCAAGGGGAUGUGGGCAGCGAAGGCAGAGCUUGGGGAGGCCCCCUCUUCCUCCUCUGCCCCUCCUUCAGGCAAUUGCAAAAUUCCCAACUGCAGCAUGGCAAGCACCCAAGGUAUGUUCCGCACCCAGGCGGGGGCAGCUGCUAAUGAGAACCUUGAUGUGAGUGCAGCCAGGGUGGGAAAGGGCCCGGGGAGGAGAGCGAAGAGCCAGCCUGUGGCUGGUUUCUCUGGCGCCCUCUGAACCCGUCUCGGCAGGUCCCUGACACCUGGGUUGAGGCGCUGGGAUCCAGGAAGGGCCGUGCCCUUAGCAGCCCGCCCAACUCCCUGGCUCUGAAAGCACACGCAUCUAGGGAACAUCAGGCCUCGGCAGAGUCCUGGAGGAACAAGGCUGUAGUGUUCUUCGGCCCACCUGCAGACCCGGGAAGGGGCUGGGGCAAGAGCAGCCCGAGCCCAUGUCCCGCUCCACGUGUUCUCGGCUGCCGCUGCUGCCACCCCGCUCACCCUGGAUCUGUCUGGGCCUGCAGUGGGCGGUGCUAGCAUUACCUCACAGGGCUAGAGUCGUUGGCUUCCCUACAGGCAGGGAGCAGCAGCAGCCCAAAGCCCCUUUUCUCGUUCCCUGGCUGCCUUUCUCUGGAGAUCAGACUCUGGUUGCCAAGGGGGGGUAACACGCAAGGGCAGGAAACUCAAUGACCUCCCUCAUCCCUCCGUUCCUCGCUGCAAACGGGGAGGAGUAUUGGCUGGCUACUUGUUCUCAGGGUGGAAUAUCAAGUCUGAUCUCAGCUGCUGGAGACUACACGGAUGGGCUACCUUUGUUCAGCUUUGGGGACACAAUGGGAGGUCUGGAAUUGAGCUCCCAACUUCUAUGCACUUUGGCCUAUGCAUGGUGCCCUCUGUGAGGCAGCACAGCAAUAAAACGGUGUGGUUGUGCAAACA
Antechinus flavipes (yellow-footed antechinus) is the source of this 3641-nucleotide messenger RNA. It is a transcript of the gene FHIP2B, whose product is annotated as FHF complex subunit HOOK interacting protein 2B. The transcript has 17 exons. Bases 65 to 2263 code for a protein of 732 amino acids. The record is from RefSeq and is a predicted model, not a curated record. NCBI's taxonomy places the organism in Eukaryota, Metazoa, Chordata, Mammalia, Dasyuromorphia, Dasyuridae.